AUGCUUUCGAAUCCAAAUCUCAAAAGAUUCGUUGUGAGCCAGUGGAAGCCAGCUCAAAUUUUGAUAGUUGAGCAAGCUGGAACAUCGGUGCGAUUUGUUGAGAAUACACCGCAAAACAAAAUGAGUUUCAUGGACAAAGUUAAAGAAACUGCCGUCAACGCCAAGGACGGAGUCACCGGAGCUUUCAGUAGCGCCGGUGAAAAGAUUGGCGAAACCUACGACAGCACCAAGCAAACCGCUUCGGAAACUGCUGAUGCAGCUGGAGACUAUGCUCACGAUGCAUCGAAGAAGGCUGGAGAGACUGCUGACACUGUUGGAAGCAAGAUCUCCAACGCUUUCAGCUCGUUGAAGGAAUCCAUCACUGGAGACACUGCCCACAAGACCGGACAAGCCUUCAACGACUCCAAGGAAACUGCCAAGGACAAGGCUCAAGAAUAUGCUGACGCCGCGAAGGCCAAUGCUGAAAAGGCUGCUGACAAGGCCAACGAAAUUGCCAAACAGACUGGUGAAGAGAUCUCCGAUUCUUAUGAAUCCGCUAAACAACUCGCUGGUGAUGCUGCUGACAACGUCAAGGAGAACGCUGGACACGCAGCUGACACUGCCAAGUCGUACAAGGACAAGGCCGCUGACAAGACCUCGUCGAUGUUCGACAACUUCAAGGCUCAUGCAACCAACUCCAAGGAUGCCGCGGAGAACAAGGCUGCUGACGCCUACAACUCGGCCAAGGACAGUGCCGGAAACGCUUGGGAUGCCACCAAGGACAAGGCUGCUGACGCCAAGGAGGCUGCUUCUGAGAAGGCUGGAGAGGCUUCUGACAAGGCAAAGUCUCUUACCGAGAAGGCUGGAGACAAGAUCUCCGGAGCUUGGGAGGCCACCAAGGAAAAGGCCCAAGACGUCGCUGACUCUUUCAAGGGACAUGCUGCAAUCGACAAGGAUCAUGUCGAGAACAAGGCCGCUCACAUGUACAACCAGGCUAAGCAUGGAGCUCAAGACGCUUGGGACGCCACCAAAGACAAGGCUGAAGAAGCUAAGAAUGCUGCCGGAGAUGCUAUGGACAAGACCAAGGAUAAGGCCGAAGACGCCAAGCACGAGGGCAAGUCUAUGACCGAAACGGUUGGAGACAAGAUCUCUGGAGCCUGGGAAGCCACCAAGGAAAAGGCCCAAGACGUCGCCGACUCCUUCAAGGGUCAUGCAACUGACUCCAAGGACAGUGUUGAGAACAAGGCUGCCGACGCCUACAACACCGCCAAGUACAAGGCUGCUGAUGCUUGGGAUGCCACCAAGGAUAAGGCUGCUGAUGCCAAAGAUGCUGCCGGAGAUGCUUGGGAUAAGACCAAGAACAAGGUUGAGGACACCAAAGACAAGGUCAACGACAAGGCUGAGGACGCCAAGCACGAAGGCAAAUCCUUGACUGAAACUGUUGGAGACAAGAUCUCUGGAGCUUGGGAGGCCACCAAGGAAAAGGCCCAAGAUGUCGCUGACUCCUUCAAGGGUCAUGCUACCAUUGACAAGGACCAUGUCGAGAACAAGGCCGCCCAUAUGUACAACCAGGCCAAGCAUGGAGCUCAAGACGCUUGGGAUGCCACCAAAGACAAGGCUGAGGAUGCCAAAGACGCUGCCGGAGAUGCUUUGGACAAGACCAAGGAUAAGGCUGAGGACGCCAAACACGAGGGAAAAUCUUUGACCGAAACGGUUGGAGACAAGAUCUCUGGAGCCUGGGAAGCCACCAAGGAAAAGGCUCAGGACGUCGCUGACUCGUUCAAGGGCCAUGCCACCAUUGACAAGGACCAUGUCGAGAACAAGGCCGCUCACAUGUACAACCAAGCUAAGCAUGGAGCCCAAGACGCUUGGGAUGCCACCAAGGACAAGGCUGAAGACGCCAAAGAUGCUGCCGGUGAUGCCUGGGACAAGACCAAGGAUAAGGCUGAAGAUGCCAAGCACGAUGGCAAAUCUCUCACCGAGAAGGCCGGAGACAAGAUCUCUGGAGCUUGGGAGGCUACCAAGGAAAAGGCUCAGGACAUUGCCGACUCCUUCAAAGGACAUGCUACCGACUCCAAGGAUAAUGUAGAGAACCGCCACGCCGGUGCCUACAACGAGGCCAAGGGAAAGACUGCCGGAGCUAUCGACGCCACCAAGGAAAAGGCAUCUGAUGCUUGGGAGGCAACCAAGGACAAGGCCGAAGAGGCUAAGGACAAGGCUGCUGACUACUGGGACUCAGCCAAAGACAAGGCUGAGGACUACAAGGACAAGGCCUCCGACAAAGCCGACGACUUCAAGGAGAGAGCUGAUGAAGCCAAAGACAGAGCUCUCGGUCAACCACAUGGUCCAUGGGAGACUGCCAAGGACAAGGCCGGUAACGCUUGGGACAACACCAAGGAUGCCGUCAGUGAUGCCGCUGAGUCUGCCAAAGACAACACCAAAUCUUUCACCGAGACUAUCGGUGAAAAGCUUUCCGAUGCAUGGGAGGCAACCAAGGACAGAGCCGAAGGAGUCAAGGAAGCGUUCACUGGACACGCCACUGAUGACGUCGACUUCGAGGAGCCCACCCAUCAUCGAUAUUUUAAUGCAUUCAGCAACUUUGAAUAA
Molecule: messenger RNA, 2586 nt
Organism: Caenorhabditis remanei
Lineage: Eukaryota; Metazoa; Nematoda; Chromadorea; Rhabditida; Rhabditidae
Exons: 7
Coding region: 1-2586 (861 amino acids)
Source: RefSeq, a predicted model, not a curated record